Molecule: messenger RNA, 2553 nt
Organism: Klebsormidium nitens
Lineage: Eukaryota; Viridiplantae; Streptophyta; Klebsormidiophyceae; Klebsormidiales; Klebsormidiaceae
Source: the annotation of a GenBank genome assembly
AGAUUGAGCAUUGCUUCCAAGCAGUUUCCAAGGUGGGGAAAAGGCGCCACCCAUGAGGCACCACACAUCGCCCUCUUCUCAUUUAGUCCUAGGUCGUCUUAAGGAAGCUUUCUGAGACGGUUAGGAGAGAGGAGACCAGUUCUCUUCAAAUAUCAGUUCCUUGAAUCAUUGCUCUGGGGCUCCAAGAGGGUGUGCUCAGGAGGUUUAUGGCUACAGAACAAUCCAUCAGGUCUUAUGUGAAGCGGUUGCUAUCAUCGGGGUCCUUGUACGACGGAAAGCACAGCCCGAAGCGUAGGCACGAGAGCAGAUGCACGUGCGACGAGCUUGCUCAAAGCUACCCCGCCCGGCAUUGCCCCGAGCAUCUUUCGAGGGGCCACUUCCGUGGUCUUGGUGGGCCAGAGUACUCGCGUCUUAGUGCUGACGCUCUGAGGGAGCUUGAAACAGAUGUUGAGAGGGGCAUUGGUCGCAAUAGCUCUCCGGAAGAUGUUAGGGUUUCUUCUAACAGCGCCACUGCACCGCCACUCAUAGAGCUAAAGUCUCCGCAGGAGGUGACUCAACCGAAGAACUCUGACGCCACGGAAAUGGACAUCGCCCGAAGGGCUUCCCCUGGGUUCUCCACAGGCAUCAUUCCUCUCACAAACAGCAGCGCAGUCAGCGCUUCUUACUCGGUAGUCCUGCCGAAAGUGAGAACCAGUGUGACCCCGCCAAAAAGUCCGACACAUCAUUACUCGCACUUCCGCCGGAGGAAGGGCCUCGUAAACGGAGGCAACGGGAGCGUGCGUGCGAGUGGGAGGGUUGCCGAAGUGGAGCGGGACUCCUUAGCAUUUGACAAGGAGACUUUGGAACGGCUGGCGGCAGGCAGGGAGGCUGGGCCGUCGGGGCGGGAGGAAGCGCUCGAAGCUGGCACUGAUUUCAUCAGCGUGACCACUUUCAACAUUCUGGCCCCCAUCUAUAAGAGGGUGUCGGGGGACGGGGAGAGGGAGAGCGCGGACCAAGCAAGGUGGAAGAAGAGGAACCAGGAGAUUGUGGAGUUGUUGCUGACCAAGAGGUCGUCCAUCAUAUGCCUGCAGGAGUUUUGGCACAAGAACGAGGAGCUGUGCGAGCUGUACCGUGCAAAACUAGGCGCGGCCGGGUACACAAUGUUCCAGAUGGGGCGCACCAAUGACAAGGGCGACGGUCUUUUUACGGCCGUCCAAAGCGACCACUUGCGGGUGCUUGACAUGCGCGAGAUUGUAUUCCACGACUGUGGGGACCGCGUGGCGCAGCUCUUCCAUCUGCAGGCGACGGAGCUGCUGAGCAAGUGCAGCAUCGACGACCACGAGGCACGGCCGUUCGACUGGUGCGGGACGGAGCAUGCGGCGGAGCUAAUCCUUGUGAACACUCACCUCAUGUUCCCGCACAACGGCAACGCGUGCGUCAUAAGGUUACGUCAGGUGUACAAACUUGUAGAUUACUUAGGGCGCUACCAGCGGGAACGUAACCUGCCCCCUAUGCCGAUCAUCUUGUGCGGCGACUGGAACGGCAGCAAGCACGGGCAGGUGUACAAGUUCCUGCGCUCGCGCGGGUGCAUCUCCACAUACGACGCCGUGCACGAGUACGACGACAACGACUCUAGCAGAUGGGUGAGCCACCAGAACCACCGGGGCAAUCUGGCGGGUGUGGACUUCAUUUACCUGCUCAAUCCGAGCAACCAGUGCGAGAAACUAGAGGCGGACUGGAAGUACGGCGCGUUUGCCAUGAUCCGGUCGAAGCUGCGCGAAGCGGGCCUGCACGACCGCGACGCGUUCCAGUUCUUCCUCAAGGACGGCACGCACGACGACCACAUCACGAUGAACGAGUUCUACUGCGCGCUCGACGACUUGGGGCUCACCGGCAACGAGGACAACUACGGGCUGACGCCCGAGGAGAUCCGCGAGAUCGCGCACGGGCUGGAUAAGGACGGGGAUGGCGUCAUCUCAUUCGAAGAAGCCGCGGCACGUGUCAGCGAGAUUGAGGCAGUCAUGGAGGCCUCCAUGACCAUUGAUGGAGACACGUCAUACAUGAUGGAAGUCAACUCGCCGCGGGGCCCGCCAGAGGAGACGACAUUGCCUCCGGAAGGGCUUGAAUUUAUCGUCCGGGACGCCUCGUUUGACCGGUCCGAUUUUGAGGAGGCGCGGUGGCCGAGCGACUAUACGCUCAGUGACCAUGCGCCACUGACGGCCAUUUUUGAACCGGUAAUAAGGAUCUCUGAAGGAGACGCUGUAAGCUGAAGAUAGAUAAGCGGCGGUCUAUGAAGAUAUGGCAAUUGCCUUGAGAGAGCGGAUAUAGAUUCGUAUGAGCAAUAGGUAAUGUUUUCAACGAUAAGGAGUUGGAAAGAUUCAUAAAGGCGCUUUGCGUCCAUAAUGCUGGACAGUGCAAGCCAGUGCAAGCCGAGCAUAGACCACGGAGUCCUGAAUUGGUUGAAACGUUGAAUUGACGUGCCCUUGGAAUCCAUUGGCCAUACGGAGGACAUUGUUUAUGGCAUGACAUGAGUAUAAUGGUCCGGGCUUUCUGUUACUGCUGGCAGAGCUACAC